AUGAUGCAGAUUACCAAACUGAGAUUGGUGAGCAGGGUAUCAACAAGCGGAGGUCAGAAGCAACGCAUCAGUGUAGCCAGGGCCAUGUAUAGCUCAAAUGAUGUCGUCCUUUUGGAUGAUCCAUUAUCAGCCCUUGAUGUGCACGUUGGUAGUCACAUGUUCUUCAAAGGUAUUCUUGAUUUCUUGAUCGAGGAAAGAAGAACUGUCGUGCUUGUCACACAUCAGGUCCAAUACUUGGAGCAUGCUGAUCAGGUGAUCUUUCUCCAAAACGGAUGUGUAGCUAGGAAAGGAACAAUGCGAGAGAUUGGUAAAUUGGAUCCUUCCCUCGUAGAGUCUUGGAAUCUAUCUCUCAAAGCGGCCAAUGAAGCAGAAUUAGAAGUCGGAUACUGCAGUUCAACAGAUGAAGAACGAGAAGUACUCAAGAAACAAAUAUCGACGAUUAAGAAAGAUCAACGUCCUCAAAAUGACGACUCUUCAAGCAAAUUGAUCGAAUCGGAGGAGAGAAAUCGUGGUUCUGUAUCUUAUCGAUACUACUGGUAUUAUUUAUGUCAGUUUGGAUUAUGUCCAGGCUUCUUCGUCUGCUUCUUUGCCAUACUUCAGAACGUGGCUCAAGCUGGAACACAAUUCUGGCUUUCUGUCUGGUCAUCGGCUGGUGCCAAGUUACCCAGCAAUGCAACAGAUGAAGAAAGCAAUGCUUUGCUGAUGAGAUAUAUCGGUGUUUACUGUGCUCUGAAUGCGGCUGAUAUGGUCCUGUGUAUGGUAUGGACAAUGAUUCUACUCUUUCAGUGUGUCCAAACCUCAAAGAAUCUACAUAAUUUAAUGCUAACUCGAGUACUGAGGGCACCAAUGAGAUUUUUUGACACGACCCCGAUUGACGAAUCAUGA
Molecule: messenger RNA, 885 nt
Organism: Strongylocentrotus purpuratus (purple sea urchin)
Lineage: Eukaryota; Metazoa; Echinodermata; Echinoidea; Camarodonta; Strongylocentrotidae
Product: ATP-binding cassette sub-family C member 9-like
Exons: 7
Coding region: 1-885 (294 amino acids)
Biological process (GO): transmembrane transport
Cellular component (GO): membrane
Molecular function (GO): ABC-type transporter activity; ATP hydrolysis activity; ATP binding
Source: RefSeq, a predicted model, not a curated record